AUGUUGUCUCGUGUCGCUCGUCCGAAAAAUGUCGUCCAUCUGCGACUCUUAUCCGGCCGUCGGGCGUUGUGUCCAUCAUUGGCCACGCUACGCCUUCACUCUCACGCCAGUCGACCGACAUCUCUAGCAAAUUCUCCAACGACAGUCACUCACGAGCGUCGGCGCCGUCCUUCCUUCCAAUCCAACCGCAACCUCGCCACCGCCGCAGAUCAAUCCGCCAUCGAACAAUCCCCCUAUUCGCCCUUCGAAAACUCUUCCUACCCUGUCGGCAGAUCAUACGAGCAAUUGUCAUCGCUCUUCCCGCCGCUGGCACAGGACUUUGACCCGUCGUCAUUGAUUAUCGUGGAUGAUGCGUUGCAGACGAAACCGCGCGUGCUGCGGAAGGUCAAGGGCAUCGGUGGCGACGAAGAUGAGAUGAUGGCAAACCUCGACGUCUCCCUGAAGGUCGGCCGGUUUGACCGCGCCGCCAGCCUGGUCACUCGUCUCGGGGAAUACUACCCCGUCGGCUCGCCGGAAUAUCUGGCCCUGCAUAAUCGGUAUCUCGAGGCGAUGGUCUCUCAUAUGAUUGUUACCCGCCAACACAACAUGGUCCUGCCGCUGCAGCGGUGGUUCGAGGUCGAUAUGCCGGCUGGUGGAGUCCAGGCGGAUGCGACGACAUUUGCUAUCAUGAUCCGCAUGGCGCUCCGCAUGUUCCACGGUGGCAAGCGGGACCGGUCAGUUCGGAGAUACUGGGAAUUUGCGAAGAAGGCUUCUGUCGAGGAGGAGGUUUUGGCAGUCCCAGUAUUGUCGGAAUUGGAGCUGGGUGAACUUUCCGAGAUCUGCUCUUCGGACCUCCGACGAGUCGCGAUUGGGAGCAUCCAUGCCGAUACCAACGAAUUGAACCCGACUCCUGAGAACGACGUAGUUGCUGCAAUCCGGCCCGUUGAUCAGAAGGGUCUGGGCCUUUCUUCGCUACAGGAAUCCCUCGAGCUUUUCACGAAAGGCUCCGACAUCGCUGUUCCGUCCAACCCUGCCUAUACGAAAGAGGAAAACAUGGACCUCUACAACCAACUCAGACAACAGCAACUCGAGGCGAACUCCAUCCGGUCGUCCCUGGAGCGCUGGCGUCAGGAAUUCAACGACAGACAGAAAUCGGGCAUCGAUGCGACCGCUGGCGGGAAGCGUUUGGGCUCCAUUAUGAACCAGUGGCACAGUGAUCUCGUUUCUCGGAUUCAGGAGGAACUCAAGCUGAUCGAGGAAGCCGAGUCCAACCCUGUGCGCACAUUCGAACAGAAGGAACGCUGCGAAUACGGCGUGUUCUUGCGCAGUCUCGAUCCGGAGCGGCUCGCAGCUCUCACAAUCCUGGCGGUGAUCUCUACAUUUAGCCGCGGUGGUAUGGAAAAAAGCAUUAAGGUUUCAGCGAUCGUCACGACGAUCGGAAAGGAACUACAGGACGAGUUGAUCGCCGAGAAGACGCUGCAGAAACAAUCUGGGGCAGAUGCUCGCCGGGUGAAGGCUGUUAAGGAGAUGCUGGCGGGCCGCAAGCAAAAGGACGGUCGAGCGCGGUGGCAGAACAUCGUUCGCAGCCUGGAGCAGGAGGAUCCCACGGUCGUCUGGCCGCCCCGUGUCAAGGCUAAAAUCGGGGCCGUCCUGAUGAGUCUGCUGUUUGAGGUUGGAAAGGCUCCUGUGGCCAUGCAGCACUCGCAAUCCAAAAAGCAAGAAGUCACGAUGCAGCCCGCCUUCCAGCAUUCUUACCAGAUCUCGUGGGGAAGAAAAGGUGGAUAUAUUCAUCUUCACCCGGAAAUCGUCAAAAUCAUCACCAAGGAGCCCACCGCAGAUUUACUCGGCCGCCAUUUGCCCAUGAUCUGCAAACCCAAGCCUUGGGGCGGAAUGAAAGACGGAGGCUACUUCCUCUACCAGAACAACAUCGUGCGCUCUACUCCGGGCGAGACGUUACAGCCAUCCUAUAUGAAGGCUGCCCUACAGAAUGACGGACUGAAGCAGAUCCGGGAAGGCCUGGAUAUUCUGGGGAGCACGGGGUGGACAAUCAACCGGGACGUCUUCGAUGUGAUGCUCGAGGCGUGGAACUUGGGCGAACCGAUUGCCAACCUCUCCCCUCUGGAGCCUGACUUGCCUCAUCCCCCGCGACCGGCGCCUGAAGAGGGCUACGAAGCGGAGAAGAAGUGGGACAAUGCGAUGCGUGAUAUUGAGAACCGCCGUGCAGGUAUGCACUCCAACCGAUGCUUCCAGAAUUUCCAGAUGGAAGUCGCACGAGCCUAUCGAAACGAGACGUUUUACCUUCCUCACAACAUGGACUUCCGUGGGCGUGCAUAUCCCCUUCCACCCUACCUGAACCAGAUGGGUGCAGACAACGCGCGGGGUCUUCUCCUAUUUAGUGAAGCCAAGCCGCUUGGCACCACCGGUCUGAAAUGGUUGAAGAUUCAGAUUGCCAACUUGGCGGGUUUCGACAAGGCUAGUCUUUCGGAGCGCGAGAAAUUCGCCGACGACCACCUGGACGACAUCCUCGACUCCGCUAACAAGGGUCUGCAUGGCCGACGAUGGUGGCUCAAUGCCGAGGAUCCAUGGCAGUGCCUGGCUGCCUGCUGCGAGCUGCGCAACGCCCUGCAGUAUCAGAACCCCGCAGAAUACCCCUCCCGCUUGCCGAUCCAUCAAGACGGCUCCUGUAACGGUUUGCAGCACUAUGCAGCACUUGGUGGCGAUAGUAUCGGUGCGCAGCAAGUCAAUCUGGAGCCGUCCGACCGCCCGUCCGAUGUGUAUACUGGUGUCGCCGAAUUCGUCAAGGCCGCGGUCGCGCGCGAAGCGGCACGGGGUGACCCCGUGGCCAAGUUCCUUGAUGGACGAAUCACACGAAAGAUUGUCAAGCAGACGGUCAUGACCAACGUCUAUGGUGUGACAUUUAUGGGAGCUAUGAAGCAAGUGCGCAAGCAACUGGUCGACCAUUAUCCGGACUUGUCUGCCGAACAGAAGCAGACUGGUGCGUUGUACAUCGCCCGCAAGAUCUUCGAGGCUCUGGGCACGAUGUUCAACGGCGCCCACGAGAUUCAGUACUGGCUUGGGGAUUGUGCCAGUCGCAUCACGCAAUCCCUGUCUCCAGAGCAAAUCGAGGAGGUAGCCAAAGAGGUCCUGACGCCGACGAAAUCGACGACUGGGUCGAAGGGGAAACUCAAGGAUCCCUCAGAGAAGUUCCGUUCUACGGUGAUUUGGACGACUCCGUUGGGGAUGCCGGUCGUGCAGCCCUACCGGACGCGCAAGGCUCGGCGGAUCCACACGACCCUCCAGGAUCUAAGCAUUGUGGAUAUGAGUUCGGAGGACCCCGUGUCGAAGCGCAAGCAGCUCCAGGCGUUCCCGCCGAAUUUCAUCCACUCACUCGACGCGACGCACAUGAUCAUGUCGGCGACGGCAUGCCACCGCGCGGGACUGAGCUUCUCUGCGGUGCACGAUUCCUUCUGGACGCACGCCUGCGACGUGGACAAGAUGAGCCACAUCCUGCGAGAGGCGUUCGUCCGGAUGCAUUCGGACGAUGUGGUGAAGCGCCUGGCGGCGGAGUUCGAUGUUCGGUACGGGCAGAACCUGUUCCUGGCCAAGGUGGACGUGACGAGCAAACUCGGCAAGGCCAUCCGGACUCACCGCCGGCGGGCGAACCAGAAGUCGGCCAAGGUGCAAGAAUUGCUGGACGAGUACAAGCGGCAGAAGCUUCUCAAGUCAGACGACCCGGAGCUGCAGGCGCAGGGACGGGCGAUGGUGACGGCGGCCAGCAUUUUUGAGGAAAUGGGCGGCAGUGACCGAGACCUGGCGAUCUCUAGCUCGCUGGGCGAGACGGCCGUGGGUCAUGUCCCCGAGGACUUGGCGACCGCGGAGCGGAAACCGACGGGAGGCAUGGAGACGGAUACAUCGGAUCCAGCCCUGGAGAGUCUGCUGACGGAUUUCAACGAUGAGCUCGGCUCGAAGGCAAACCCGGUCGAGUACGCUAGUGAGGCGGAACACGAGGAGGGAGAAGUGGCGGUGGAGCCGAAGCAGCAGCAGCAGAAGAAGCGCAAGACCACGGCCAUCCACACCUGGCUGUGGUUGCCGCUUCGGUUCCGGGAAGUACCCCGCAAAGGGGCCUGGGAUCUGACACGCAUUCGUGACAGUAAAUAUUUCUUUUCGUGA
Molecule: messenger RNA, 4149 nt
Organism: Aspergillus terreus NIH2624
Lineage: Eukaryota; Fungi; Ascomycota; Eurotiomycetes; Eurotiales; Aspergillaceae
Product: DNA-directed RNA polymerase
Exons: 2
Coding region: 1-4149 (1382 amino acids)
Biological process (GO): mitochondrial transcription
Cellular component (GO): mitochondrial DNA-directed RNA polymerase complex
Molecular function (GO): DNA-directed RNA polymerase activity; mitochondrial promoter sequence-specific DNA binding
Source: RefSeq, a predicted model, not a curated record